Symbiodinium natans is the source of this 900-nucleotide messenger RNA. NCBI's taxonomy places the organism in Eukaryota, Dinophyceae, Suessiales, Symbiodiniaceae. The record is from the annotation of a GenBank genome assembly.
AUGCAGCCGGAAGCCGCCGCUCGCUGCCCGCCGUUCGGAGCUACAGACAUCCUGGUGAGACCUCCAGUGAUAGAGCGCCCGUCCAAGCUGACGUUGUCAAGGUCGGACCUUGAGGGGCGUCUCGAGUCCCAGCUUACCGCCCGGCUCCGGGAGCUGCCAAGCGGCGUGCGGGACCGUGACCUGGAGGCCCGUCUUCGCGCAGUGAAGGUGGAGCUCGAGGGCCUCGUGGAGUCGCGCGGCCGCGGGGCUGCAGACCUUUUCGAGUCCCGUCUCGGGGAGCUGCGGAACCAGAUUGAGGACAAGUUGGAGACCUUCGUCCAAAGCCGGCUCGACACCUUGCGGCAGGAGUGCCACCAGGAUGCAAAGACCUGCAUCCAAGAAGCUCAGGUCCGCCUCAGCGAAGACGUCGUGGCCCUCCAGCAGCGACUGGUUGCCGAACUCCGGGCGGAGACCACGGCGGCCAUCAACCGCGAGUCCGCAGCCCUGGCUGCUCUGGACGAGCAGCUGUGGAUAACGGAUCAGAGGCUCGGGCAGCGCAUCGACGACUUGGCCCAGAGCCGCCUCCGGGAGCGCAACGCCUCAGGUGUCAAAGGCGGCCGACUCCUGUCGUCGCUGAUAACGGAGACCUUCGAGGACAGUGAUCGGACGCUGGCAGAGCCAGUGACGCCCGAGGCUUCCAGGCGAACAGCGCAGCGGGUCUCGGGCGGGGUCCUUGCGGCCGCGCAGCUUGCCGCCAAGUCGCUGAUGGAGGAAUCCAGGACACCCGAACCAGUGGAGGAGCGUGGGCUGUGCCGAGAUAGCGCCAGCCGCAUGCGGCAUCAGCGGGACAUCAACGAGGCUGCAAGCCGACUGUUGCGCCGCGAUGACGACGUUGGAGCAUCCCGGCGAUCACGAAGAUGA